This is a messenger RNA of Varanus komodoensis (Komodo dragon), 404 nucleotides long. It is a transcript of the gene ROMO1, whose product is annotated as reactive oxygen species modulator 1. The transcript is spliced from 3 exons. Gene Ontology annotation, cellular component: TIM23 mitochondrial import inner membrane translocase complex. Lineage: Eukaryota; Metazoa; Chordata; Lepidosauria; Squamata; Varanidae. The record is from RefSeq and is a predicted model, not a curated record. The coding region runs from base 90 to 329 and encodes 79 amino acids. Gene Ontology annotation, biological process: protein import into mitochondrial matrix; protein insertion into mitochondrial inner membrane.
CGCUAUUUCCGGUUACAUCAUCAGAGCGUGACGGAAGCUGAACCUGAACCUAGGGAAAGUCGGGAUCGACAGAGAUCGGAGCGGUCGAGAUGCCUGUGACAGUAGGGCCAUAUGGCCAGUCCCAACCCAGUUGCUUUGACAGAGUGAAAAUGGGCUUCACAAUGGGCUUUGCUGUUGGCAUGGCAGCAGGUGCACUAUUUGGUACAUUUUCUUGCCUCAGGAUUGGCAUGAGAGGACGAGAACUGAUGGGUGGCAUUGGCAAAGCCAUGAUACAGAGUGGUGGAACAUUUGGAACAUUUAUGUCAAUUGGCAUGGGUAUCCGGUGUUAGAUUGGAAUGUUAAUUUUUUUACCAUGAAGAUUAAUACUCCCGCUAUGUAAUAUAAUAAAUAUCUUUGCACCAGGA